AUGACUCGGAGGAAGCGGUUCCCCCACUAUGGUGACCGGCGGCUGCGUAUGCAAAGCGGCGAGCUGCAGCAGCAGCAGCAGCAGCAGCAGCAGCAGCAGCAGCAGCAGCAGCAGCAGCAGCAGCAGCAGCAGCAGCACAGCAGCAGCAGCAGCACAGCAGCAGCAGCAGCAGCAGCGCAGCAGCAGCAGCAGCAGCAGCAGCAGCAGCAGCAGCAGCAGCAGCAGCAGCAGCAGCAGCAGCAGCAGCAGCAGCAGCAGCAGCAGCAGCAGCAGCAGCAGCAGCAGCAGCAGCAGCAGCAGCAGCAGCAGCAGCAGCAGCAGCAGCAGCAGCAGCAGCAGCAGCAGCAGCAGCAGCAGCAGCAGCAGCAGCAGCAGCAGCAGCAGCAGCAGCAGCAGCAGCAGCAGCAGCAGCAGCAGCAGCAGCAGCAGCAGCAGCAGCAGCAGCAGCAGCAGCAGCAGCAGCAGCAGCAGCAGCAGCAGCAGCAGCAGCAGCAGCAGCAGCAGCAGCAGCAGCAGCAGCAGCAGCAGCAGCAGCAGCAGCAGCAGCAGCAGCAGCAGCAGCAGCAGCAGCAGCAGCAGCAGCAGCAGCAGCAGCAGCAGCAGCAGCAGCAGCAGCAGCAGCAGCAGCAGCAGCAGCAGCAGCAGCAGCAGCAGCAGCAGCAGCAGCAGCAGCAGCAGCAGCAGCAGCAGCAGCAGCAGCAGCAGCAGCAGCAGCAGCAGCAGCAGCCGCAGCAGCAGCAGCAGCAGCAGCAGCAGCAGCAGCAGCAGCAGCAGCAGCAGCAGCAGCAGCAGCAGCAUAAAUUUGGUCUGUCUGCUUUGGUGACCACGUGGCUAGAUUGCGCUGGCGUUGGCGGCUCUGAAGGCGUGGACGGCCCACCCGAUUUCGACGAGGUCGAGGAUGUCUGGGAUCCCGCCUCGACUGAUGCCUUAGAUCCACGCUUGCGCCUACGGCUACUUUUCUUCUUUGGCUCAGACGUACCCUUGAGCUCCGUUCCAUCUUCCAUGUCUGACCUGCUCGAUGGACCAAUGUAG
This is a messenger RNA of Dermacentor silvarum, 1032 nucleotides long. Its product is annotated as adenylate cyclase, terminal-differentiation specific-like. The coding region runs from base 1 to 1032 and encodes 343 amino acids. The record is from RefSeq and is a predicted model, not a curated record. The transcript is spliced from 4 exons. Lineage: Eukaryota; Metazoa; Arthropoda; Arachnida; Ixodida; Ixodidae.